AAAGAUAAUACUUUUUCUUAUUUCAGAAAAAUGAUAUCAUUAUCAAUUAUUUUUGCUGUGUUAUGUGGUGCCUCUGCAGUUCCUAAUAUUACUGACAAAUGUCAAUUUACAUCAGACUGUCGUGAUUUCUGCAGAUAUACAUCGGACGCUGCUUGUUACUGUAGAUUUGGAACCUGUAUUACUGUUUUACUCCAAUUUUGGGGUAAAAAGGCUACUCCACAGUGUAAGAACUUCUCGGAUUGUGAUUGUAGGAAAACACCAAAAACCUGUUUCUGCAAGAACGGAAAAUGCACUAAGGAAAAAUGGGAGUGCCAUAAAAAUGCUGAUUGUAAAGCAAUGAAAAAGUGUUCUGGCAAAGAAUGUACUUGCAAGGGUAAUCUUUGUGAGUAUGAGUGUGCAACUGCACAAGACUGUGUAAAGGGAGAUUUUUAUUGUGCAAGAAGUAUUGGUGAGAAGUGUGGGUGUAAAGAACAUCUUUGUACUGGUAUACAACUUCCUAAACAAUGCGAGGAAAUUUCGGAUUGUGUCAAGCUAGGAAAAUGUACUGGAGAUGCUCCCUGUGCCUGUACAUCAAAUCAGUGUGUUGACCCUUAUUAUGUUGAAUAUAAAUGGAGAAAGGACCAUCCAACCAAAAACUGCCAAGACGUUGAGGACUGCAACUAUUCUAUUGCCAACUGCCAGAAUGAUAAGUGCACCUGUGAGAAAAUGGUGAAGGUUGAAGAAAACAGUUCUUGGGGAGAGUGCACACCUAAACAAAACAUAUAAAAUUUUGCUUAAAUUUCAGAGUUAAUAUCAUGAUCUUGCUUUAAUACAGUUUAAUAAUUGUAUCGUAAUUUGAAGUUAAUAAAUAUUAACAUGGUCAA
Eurytemora carolleeae is the source of this 863-nucleotide messenger RNA. Its product is annotated as low-density lipoprotein receptor-related protein 1B. NCBI's taxonomy places the organism in Eukaryota, Metazoa, Arthropoda, Copepoda, Calanoida, Temoridae. The record is from RefSeq and is a predicted model, not a curated record. Bases 31 to 765 code for a protein of 244 amino acids. The transcript has 8 exons.